Messenger RNA from Brassica napus (rape), 2859 nucleotides. Its product is annotated as E3 ubiquitin-protein ligase CHIP-like. The transcript is spliced from 4 exons. The record is from RefSeq and is a predicted model, not a curated record. Gene Ontology annotation, molecular function: protein-folding chaperone binding; ubiquitin protein ligase activity. The coding region runs from base 890 to 1378 and encodes 162 amino acids. NCBI's taxonomy places the organism in Eukaryota, Viridiplantae, Streptophyta, Magnoliopsida, Brassicales, Brassicaceae. Gene Ontology annotation, biological process: cellular response to misfolded protein; protein polyubiquitination; protein quality control for misfolded or incompletely synthesized proteins. Gene Ontology annotation, cellular component: cytoplasm.
CGGAAUUCCGUCGGUAUAUUCCGAGGAAAUUCCGAGGAAACCCAAUUUUGUGUUCCCUCGGAAUUUACUCGGAAAUUCCUCGGAAUAUUCCGAGGAUUUCAUUUUCCGUCGGAAUGUCCGUCAGAAUAACGCUGUUUUCUUGUAGUGUUGGUGUGAUUUGUAAAGGCGAUAACUUUGUCACCAAAGGUUCCUGUCUACUGGACUAAUCGAGCUCUUUGCCACAUGAAGCGAAAGUAUGCAUGGUUAAUUUAUGCAUGCGUAGAUUGUUUAUUCUUCAUCUUGUUGUUUAUGUUUGCCUUGUUUGUUGCAUGAUGGUGGCUUGCAUCAAAUUCAAGGAUUGGACUAGGGUUGAAGAGGAUUGUCGCAAAGCUGUUCAGCUUGACCACAACUCAGUCAAGGUUUAAUUCUUAUGGCUGUAUCUAUAUGUGAAACCAACCAACUUUUAUUUGCUUUUGGUCUUUUUCUAUUCUUGGCAUUGUUUGAUCCUUUCUCAUACUUCAUAUGGAGGUUUUACACUUGUGUUCUGUGGCAGGCCCACUACAUGCUAGGACUUGCAUUAUUGCAGAGGAAAGAUUAUGCUGAUGGAGUUAAAGCAUUGCAAAAAGGUAAUUGGGUCCUGUCUUUAUCUUUACAAUGUAUUCGUUGACUUCAUUUUCUUACACCAUAACCUUGAGACCUAAGUAGUGUAGAGGGAUCGCUUGAGUAUCCUUUUUUUUUUUUUUUUGAAAGUUGUAUUCGGUGGAUACUUUUUUUUGAUCAAGAUGGAUGGGUUAAGUUGUUGAUAUCAUCAACUACCAGUCUUCUACAGAAUAAUAGUUUUGAUACCUUCAUGUGGCUACGUUUCGUAUAGGCUUUAGAUCUUGGAAGAGGCACAAAUCCAACAGGAUACAUGGUAGAAGAAAUAUGGGAAGAGCUUGCUAAAGCAAAAUACAUGGAGUGGGAAUUGGCUUCUGCUAGGCGCUCUUGGGAAUUGAAUAGUUUGAAGGAAACAUGUGACGCUGCCCUUAAUCAACAACGUGCUCUAGACAUGUCUCGAACAAAAGAGUCGUCAGAAGAAGCCUAUUCUUCCCAUACUGAGCGAUUGAAAGCUCUUAAUCAAGUGUUUGAGAAAGCUGCAAAAGAUGAUAAACCAACCGAGGUGCCAGAUUACUUGUGUUGCAAUAUUACUCUUGAGAUAUUCAGGGAUCCUGUGAUAUCUCCAAGUGGGGUUACAUAUGAAAGAGCAGCUAUCCGUGAACAUAUUAACAAGGUGGGGAAGUUUGAUCGUAUAACGCGUGAGAAACUGGACCCAUCAAAACUGGUUCCAAAUCUGGCUAUCAAAGAGGCAGUGGCAUCUUAUCUAGAGAAACACGUCUGGGUUUACAAAGUGGAUUCCUGAUUCAAAUGAGGGCUUAACAUACACACAAUGAAGCGGAAAAGAGAUUGAGUUUAACUAGUCAGUGAAUGAACAAAGCAGACCAGUGCGUUUAUUUAGUUUCGUGUGUGUUUGGUUCUACUUGCCACUGUAUUCUGUUUAGUUCUAACACACACACAAAGACUUCAGUCUCAUACUCGUGGGAGAAAAAGGUGAUUAAGUUUAUUAAUUAAUUCAAAGAAAUCAAUAAUUCGACCAGUUGUAAUCUUAUUUCUUUCCCAGCCAACAAGUAUGGAUUUAGCUCCACAAAUUUAUGGUUACAAAUAAGGUACAGCUUAAAAAAGAAACUUUGAAUUCAUGCAAAAAAAAUCCAAAGGCAUAAACUUUCACUUAAGCCAUUUAAAUUUAUAAUUUCAAAAUUUAUAUAUUUAAUUUUGGUUAACUUACUUAUUUUAGAUACACAAAAAAUUCAUGAUUAAAUUUAAAAUGGAUAGUUUAUGACAGACAAUUAAAUGUUAGAAUAGCUCCCGAAAAAUGUAGAAUUUUUUGAGUGUGUUGUAUAAGUUACCAUACUUUGUACUCCUCUUGUUUCAUAUUGAGUGUCACUUUAGAUUUGUGCAUACAUAUUAAGAAAAUAUUUAAUUUUGCAUAUUUUCUAUAUAAAAUCAUCAUUACUCAUACACCUAACCAUAUUUCAACCAAUAAAAAAAUAAACUGAAAAAUAAAAUCAAUAAAUUAUGCAUUGAUAUCAAUGCUGAAAUGACACUUAUUUUCCAACGAAAAAUUUUCUCUAAAAAACACUUAAUAUAAAAGAGAAGGAGUAUGGGUUUUUUUAUACUGACUCUAUAGUUAAACCAUUAGACUAAAAGAGUUUCCACAAUUGCUUGUUCUCAGGCAACUUAAUUAAAUGAAGGAUGGGAACAUUGCAUUUCAAAGUAGUGAAUGGGACCUCUAAAAUUUUGCCUAAUAACAAGGCGGAUAUCUUGGGGUGGGGGGAACUUUAAUACAAAGAAAGCUAUUUUCCUUGUAUAUAUGAUUCCAUUGGGGGCACGCAAAAGUGUAAACCGACCAUUGUGGACUAUUAUGCUUCGUCGGCUUUUGUCCGUAGAAAAAAAAUCUAUUUUUAUGGUAAAAAUGACUUCUUGUGGAUAAGAAGUUGGAAGAAUCAAAUUCUUUCUUUACUUUGCUUUUCUUGUGAAAGUUGGGUGAAGAAACAAACACCGAAGAGUGUGGUUUUUAGGACGAUUCCAUAUUCUAUCUUCUGUCUAUAAAUAUUCCCAUUUUUCUCCAUCUUUCCCGAUCUAUCAACCCGUAAUUAUUACCAAUCACGAGUAGUGUCAACUCCGUGAUUUAAUCCUAACUUCCAAGCAAUCUAACAAACGAAGCACAUGUGAUUUUUAUCAUUACUUUAGAAGUCUUAUCUUGCCGUGUAUGGCAAACAAAUCAAACCUUUUAAAGUACAUUCACAAGUAUUUCUCAUAUAAUUCAGAAUAAUAUUACAAAAU